Boeremia exigua is the source of this 1900-nucleotide messenger RNA. Its product is annotated as beta-glucosidase. The transcript is spliced from 4 exons. Bases 164 to 1606 code for a protein of 480 amino acids. Gene Ontology annotation, molecular function: beta-glucosidase activity. The record is from RefSeq and is a predicted model, not a curated record. Lineage: Eukaryota; Fungi; Ascomycota; Dothideomycetes; Pleosporales; Didymellaceae. Gene Ontology annotation, biological process: carbohydrate metabolic process.
GACGCGUAGAGACGGUUGCGGCGGGACACGCUCCGUGACGCAAGAAGGUACUUACCAAGCCCAAGUUUCGGUAUAUGAACUUCAGAUAUCCGCCUCUCAAACUUAAAUUGCGUGUAAGAUCGUCGACUUGAUCAGUCCACUUCAAUUGCACCUACGUUUCAACAUGCCAGACUCAUACUUGCCAAAGGAUUUCCUGUGGGGUUUUGCAACAGCCAGCUAUCAGAUUGAAGGAGCUCCUGCAGAGGACGGCCGUGGAGACUCAAUUUGGGACACCUUCUGCCGCAUCCCCGGCAAGAUUGCAGGCGGCGAGUCCGGCGAUGUUGCGUGCGACUCAUACCACCGCACCGACGAAGAUAUUGCCUUGUUGAAGCAACUCGGCGCAAAAUCAUACCGCUUUUCGCUUUCGUGGUCCCGCAUUAUUCCACUUGGUGGACGGAACGAUCCCAUCAACCAGAAGGGUAUUGACCACUAUGUUCAAUUCGCCAAAGACUUGCGCGCUGCUGGCAUUGAACCGCUAGUAACACUUUUCCAUUGGGAUCUUCCUGAAGGCCUUGAUAAGCGGUACGGCGGCUUGUUGAACAAGGAGGAAUUUGUAAAAGAUUUCGAGAACUAUGCCAGGGUGUGUUUCAAGGCCUUCGGGUCGACUGUCAAACUAUGGAUCACCUUCAACGAGCCGUGGUGCAGCUCCAUUCUCGGUUACGGUACGGGUCUGUUCGCGCCUGGCCGCACAAGUGAUAGGAGCAAGAGCAAAGAGGGAGACAGCAGCAGGGAGCCCUGGAUUGUGGGCCACAACCUCCUGCUCGCCCAUGGUGCCGCUGUCAAAGCGUAUCGCGAGGAUUUCAAGAAGCAGGAUGGCGGCCAAAUCGGUAUCACUCUCAAUGGUGACUGGACCGAACCGUGGGAUCCGGCUGAUCCUAAAGACCGUGAAGCAUGCGACCGCAAGAUUGAGUUCGCCAUCUGCUGGUUUGGCGACCCAGUUUACUUUGGUAAAUACCCAGACUCCAUGCGCAAGCAGCUCGGCGACAGGUUGCCUGAGUUCACGCCGGAGGAGGCCGAGUUGGUCAAGGGCAGUAAUGACUUCUACGGUAUGAACCACUACUGUGCAAAUUACAUCAAACACAAGGACACAGAACCGGAGCUAGACGAUCAUGUCGGCAACAUGGAGAUUCUCAUGCAGAACAAAGAGGGUGAAUGGAUAGGCCCAGAGACACAAUCUGCCUGGCUCAGGCCAAUGCCCCUUGGCUUCAGGAAACUGAUCAAGUGGCUCAGCGACCGCUACGGUGGACCUACCUUCUAUGUGACCGAGAACGGGACAAGUCUGAAGGGCGAGAACGAACUACCUCUGGAGGAGCUCCUCAACGACGACUUCCGCGUUGAAUACUUCCGAGGCUAUAUAGGGGCCCUUGCUGAUGCUCACACCCUCGAUGGGGUUGAUGUCCGUGGUUACUCAGCCUGGAGUCUGAUGGACAACUUCGAAUGGGCCGAGGGAUAUACGACGCGAUUCGGUGUCACCUAUGUAGACUACGCGGGUGGCCAGAAGCGUCACCCUAAGAAAAGCGCGCGCGAGAUCUCGAAGAUCUUCGAUCAGUAUAUUGCAAAGGAGUAGACAAUUUCGUUAAGCUGGGUCGUGCAACGGGUGUGGCGUCACACGAGAUGAGCUGCAGAGAAUGUCAUCCUGUCCUUCUAGCAAUCUUCUAGCGCGCAUGCAAUCGAGCUUCGGCAGUCAAAUUCUGUUCCUUCAGGGAUUCCGGGGGUGCAUCCGUCUUGGGUAAGAAGCAGUACGCAAUAUUCGUCUCUCCGCAUGUGUUGAGGCGCACGCGCACGACUGACGCCCAAGGCGAGCCUCUUUCCUAUCGGUCCUUCGGAUGGUUACAGAGUGCAUUUACGGCAGAUCCAUUAG